Messenger RNA from Xyrauchen texanus (razorback sucker), 3058 nucleotides. Its product is annotated as occludin-like. Gene Ontology annotation, biological process: positive regulation of transcription elongation by RNA polymerase II; bicellular tight junction assembly; snRNA transcription by RNA polymerase II. Bases 339 to 1931 code for a protein of 530 amino acids. NCBI's taxonomy places the organism in Eukaryota, Metazoa, Chordata, Actinopteri, Cypriniformes, Catostomidae. The transcript has 8 exons. The record is from RefSeq and is a predicted model, not a curated record. Gene Ontology annotation, molecular function: cis-regulatory region sequence-specific DNA binding. Gene Ontology annotation, cellular component: membrane; bicellular tight junction; transcription elongation factor complex.
ACAGCGAUUCAUGCGUUUCCACCCACGUUUCUUUCAGGACUUCAGGACUGGCUAAUCACAAUUAGACGUGUGACUGAGAGACAUUUUAAUGCGUUUCACUGCUGGCAAGAGCAGGUGGACCAUCACAUAGAAAAAGAGGAGAUUUGGACAACUUUCUCAACCGUUGCUUUCACCUGCCGCUCUUUUUUUAUUUCUUUCUUUUUGUAUGAUAUUGUAGACAUCUGUUGGAGCUUAUAUAUAUAUAUAUAUUUGAAGAAUAAUAAUCUGGAUUUUUGUUUUUUAAAUAGUCUCUUCAGGUGAAGACACGUUCGAAAAAGGUCAUUGAUCGCCUUUGAGAGAUGUUUGAGAAACAGCCCUACGAAAGUCCCCCUAUGUACACCCCACCAACCAAUGGCUUUGGACCACCAGGGAGCUUCCAAGACCCAAGGAGUGAGUUUGAUUCCUACCCUCCACCUCCAGGAUCAUACUACAUGGGCAAGGAGGUACCACAGGAUUUCUACAAGUGGUUCUCCCCACCAGGAAUUGUGAAGAUUAUGGUAGGGACAGUUAUAGUUCUCUGUCUCGGAAUCUUUGCUUGCGUGGCCUCUACUCUGGUUUGGGACAUGCAAUACGGAUUAGGUUACGGAAGUGGAUAUGGUUCCAGCUAUCCUGGGUAUGGAUAUGGAAGUGGUAGUUAUGGAUACGGAGGCUUUGGUGGUUAUGGAAGUGGUUAUGGAAGUGGCUAUGGAAGCUACUACAAUUCUUACCCAACUCCUUACUCAGCAAAGACAAGCAUGAUCGCCAUUGCCGGCAUAAACUUUGUCAUCUCUUUGGGUUUCUUCAUUGCCUGCUUCUCCAAAUCAAGCACAUUCCGCAGUAGAAAGUACUACCUGGUGGUGCUCAUUGUUAGCUCUAUAAUGGCAGUAAUACAGGGCAUUAUAAACAUUGUGUACAUUGUUGGAGUGAACCCAAUGGCCCAAAGCUCAUCCAGUGCGUACUACAACCCUAUGAUCAUGAUGUGUCAGAACCUCUAUGGAAGCAGUGUGACUGGAUCGGGGGCAGGCUUUCAGUAUAACCAGUACUUGUACCAUUACUGCUACGUUGACCCUCAGGAGGCUGUGGCAAUGGUCUGUGGCUUCAUGGUUGUUCUUGCUCUGGCUGUGGCAGCCUUCUUCUCCUUUAAAACCAGAAGUACAAUCUGGCACUACGGGAAACCAAACAUCUAUUGGGAUCAACCUCUAAUGGCAGGAACAGAGGGCAGAGAUGUGGAAGACUGGGUCAACCAUGUUCAGGAUGGACAGAGCGUACAAGAGGCGUCCAUGGUGUUUUCAGAGAAGAUGGCUCCGGUUCUGGUUUCGGCCCCCAGUCUAGGAUCCCUCCCCCUGAAGACUGGCAGUAUUUUCAGCUCAGAAACCUACAACCUCAACAGUUAUCCUAACCGCCCGUCUCACUCAACAUACCCGUCUGGAGAAUUGAGCUCCAGCCCGUCCGACCAGACGGACACUGUCCGUAAACCCUCCGCCCACAGAGGCAAAAGAAGCAGGAGGAACCCUGAGCUUGAUGAGUCCCAGUACGAAACUGAGUACACGACUGGAGGAGAGACCGCUUACGAUUUUGACAAGGAUCUAUGGACACGUUUAUAUCCAAAGAUUACAUCUGACGCCCAGCGACACGAGUAUAAGAAAGAGUUUGACUCGGAUCUCAGGGCCUACAAAGAGCUGUGUGCAGAAAUGGACGACAUCAGUGAUCAGUUAAACAAGCUCAGCAGGGAGCUGGACACACUUGAUGAAGGCACUUCCAAGUACCAGGCCGUUGCAGAGGAAUAUAAUCAGCUGAAAGACUUGAAACGGAUGCCAGAUUAUCAAAACAAGAAGCUCCAGUGUCGCAAACUGCGCCACAAGCUUUUCCAUAUUAAAGGAAUGGUUAAGAACUACGACCGCAGUCAGUUAUAAUGAGCUCCAUUUUGCCGCUACGCCUCUCUCUCUCUCUCUCUCUCACUUUUCAACACAUUUACAUUUAACAAAGAAUGGCGACCAUGACAAAGUCUGCGAACAACCGUGUGACCAAAGUUACCUGAAUCCUAAACUGUUGUAACAGUGGCUUCACCCAGUGCUUAUGAUUAACCUGAACCCUACAGAUGGUUGCCUUGGAAACGAAGACUAGGGAGUAGAAACCAUGACUUUGGACAGGGAAGUCUUUGCAUUACCUGGAAAUAAUAAUUUCAGUCAAAACAUCUGCCUGUCCUUAAAGUCAGUGACUUCCUAUUGCCCGUAAAAUGCCAUGAAGCAUUAAAAUAAUGUUAUUCUGUUGUUUGUGUUUAAUAUGGGUGUGGUUGAGUGCUAACUUCAAUGUCAGCUGAUUACAUUGGUGCAUGUGUUUGUUGAAGGACGUGUACUUUGGACAAUCCUCUCUGAUCUGGUAAUUGCACCUGCAUUGACAAAUAUGAGUUGUCUCUAAGUGUCAAAGGUGUAAUUGCUGAUGCAGUGUUUAUUUUCAACUUAAGAACAAUAAAAGUUCUCCUUUCAUAGUAGUGCUGUCAUAAAACAGUUCCCAGAAAUAACUGGGAAUAACUUGCACAACUUUAGAAAAUAUUACAAAAACCCACUUUCUCUGUCACUUUGUUUUCUCUCUCAGUCUCUCUCAUUUCAUUUGUAAACAACUGACUGCCUCAGUGAAAGAAGGAAGAAUAUUUAGAAUUGUGAAUUUUAAAUCAAAAAGAGAAACUGGAAUUUCAUAUUUAGUAGUGAUCUUUACAUUUUCAUUGUAAGAAAAAGAAAAAUACAAAUAGUGUCAGUAGCACUGCAAAAAGUCUGCAAAUUUACAAGGACUGUUAAUCUAGUUGUUAAUGUAUAUAUUUCAUCUGAUUUAUUUGGACAGUAAUUACUGCUUUCAUGUCUGAACAACUAUCCACGCAAGAUCAAAUAUUGUUUAUUUUUUAUUGUUGGUUUUUUUUAUGUGUUAAAAUGUUGUGGACAAAAAAAAAUAUGUCAGUUUUUUUUUUUUUUUUUUUUGUACUUUUAAAAGAAAACAUUUAAAAGUGACAUUUAUAGGGCAUUCAUUUUCUGGCUGUUUGUGUUCA